This is a messenger RNA of Sinocyclocheilus grahami, 3751 nucleotides long. RefSeq names its product splicing factor 3b, subunit 3 (gene sf3b3). Gene Ontology annotation, cellular component: nucleus. NCBI's taxonomy places the organism in Eukaryota, Metazoa, Chordata, Actinopteri, Cypriniformes, Cyprinidae. Bases 78 to 3467 code for a protein of 1129 amino acids. The transcript is spliced from 22 exons. The record is from RefSeq and is a predicted model, not a curated record. Gene Ontology annotation, molecular function: nucleic acid binding; protein binding.
UACAAUCUCUGUAUGACUUGCUUGUAGGUGUUGGUUAAGCUCUUUGUCCUGAGCCUGAAGGUCCAGUCACAGCAGCCAUGUUUCUGUACAACCUGACCCUGCAGCGGGCAACUGGCAUCUCCCAUGCCAUCCAUGGCAACUUCUCAGGAACAAAGCUGCAGGAGAUUGUUGUUUCCCGUGGGAAAAUUCUGGAACUGCUGCGUCCUGAUGCCAACACUGGGAAGGUCCACACACUGCUUACUAUGGAGGUGUUUGGUGUUAUCCGAUCCCUCAUGGCUUUCAGGUUGACAGGUGGAACUAAAGACUAUGUUGUGGUUGGAAGUGACUCUGGCCGAAUUGUGAUCUUGGAGUACCAUCCUUCCAAAAACAUGUUUGAAAAGAUACACCAGGAGACAUUCGGCAAGAGCGGCUGCAGACGUAUCGUGCCAGGGCAGUUCCUCGCUGUGGACCCAAAGGGCAGAGCUCUUAUGAUAGGUGCCAUAGAGAAGCAGAAGUUGGUAUACAUCCUGAACAGAGAUGCAGCUGCCCGCCUUACCAUCUCCUCCCCUCUAGAGGCCCACAAGGCUAAUACACUUGUUUACCAUGUGGUUGGUGUGGAUGUGGGUUUUGAGAACCCUAUGUUUGCCUGCCUGGAGAUGGACUAUGAGGAGGCCGAUAAUGAUCCCACCGGAGAGGCUGCGGCAAACACACAGCAGACUCUGACCUUCUAUGAGUUGGACUUGGGCCUCAACCAUGUGGUGCGCAAGUACAGCGAGGCACUGGAGGAACACGGCAACUUCCUCAUCACAGUUCCUGGUGGUUCGGAUGGUCCCAGUGGUGUGCUCAUUUGCUCUGAGAACUAUAUCACCUACAAAAACUUUGGAGACCAACCAGACAUCCGUUGCCCAAUCCCACGCAGAAGGAAUGACCUGGAUGAUCCUGAGCGAGGCAUGAUCUUUGUCUGCUCUGCCACCCACAAGACCAAAUCCAUGUUUUUCUUUCUAGCCCAGACAGAACAGGGAGACAUCUUUAAAGUUACUCUGGAAACUGAUGAGGAGAUGGUUACUGAGAUCAGGAUGAAGUAUUUUGAUACCAUCCCAGUGUCUACAGCCAUGUGUGUUUUGAAGACUGGCUUCUUACUUGUUGCUACAGAGUUUGGAAACCACUACCUGUAUCAGAUUGCCCACUUGGGUGAUGACGACGACGAACCAGAGUUUUCCUCUGCAAUGCCUUUGGAGGAGGGAGACACAUUCUUUUUCCAACCUCGCCCCCUUAAGAACCUUGUGUUGGUCGACGAGCAAGAAAAUCUUUCUCCCAUCAUGUCCUGCCAGAUUGCUGAUUUGGCUAAUGAAGACACCCCGCAGCUAUAUGUGGCGUGUGGCAGGGGACCCAGAUCUACACUGAGAGUUUUGAGACAUGGACUGGAGGUUUCAGAAAUGGCUGUCUCUGAACUGCCCGGUAACCCCAAUGCUGUGUGGACUGUUAGGAGACAUGUAGAAGAUGAGUUUGAUGCCUACAUCAUUGUGUCCUUCGUUAAUGCUACCCUGGUGCUUUCUAUCGGUGAGACUGUGGAAGAAGUGACAGACUCUGGUUUCUUGGGCACAACACCCACCCUGUCAUGCUCGUUGCUUGGGGAAGAUGCACUUGUGCAAGUCUACCCAGAUGGGAUCCGUCAUAUCCGUGCAGAUAAGAGAGUGAAUGAAUGGAAGACUCCAGGGAAGAAGACGAUUGUCCGAUGUGCUGUCAAUCAGAGGCAGGUGGUCAUUGCUUUGACUGGAGGAGAACUGGUCUACUUUGAGAUGGACCCGUCUGGGCAGCUGAAUGAAUACACUGAGAGGAAGGAGAUGUCGGCAGAUGUGGUGUGCAUGAGUUUGGCAAAUGUGCCUCCUGGUGAACAGCGUUCCCGUUUCCUGGCUGUUGGGUUGGUGGACAAUACAGUCCGCAUCAUCUCCCUGGAUCCAUCCGACUGUCUACAGCCGUUGAGUAUGCAGGCUCUUCCCGCCCAGCCGGAGUCACUUUGUAUUGUGGAGAUGGGUGGAGUGCAAAAACAGGAUGAGCUGGGAGAAAAGGGCACCAUUGGCUUUCUAUACCUCAACAUUGGCUUGCAGAACGGAGUGUUACUGCGUACUGUUUUGGAUCCAGUGACCGGGGACCUGUCUGAUACUCGAACUCGGUAUCUUGGUUCUCGUCCUGUCAAGCUUUUCAGAGUCCGGAUGCAGGCCCAAGAUGCUGUUCUGGCCAUGUCUAGUCGUUCCUGGCUGAGUUACUCAUACCAGUCUCGUUUCCACCUGACCCCAUUGUCAUAUGAAACCUUAGAGUAUGCUUCAGGGUUUGCUUCCGAACAGUGUCCUGAGGGUAUUGUUGCCAUUUCCACCAACACACUGAGGAUUUUGGCUCUUGAGAAACUGGGUGCCAUCUUCAACCAGGUGGCAUUCCCACUGCAGUAUACACCUCGCAAGUUUGUCAUCCACCCAGAGACGAAUAACCUGAUCCUGAUCGAAACGGACCACAAUGCCUACACUGAAGCCACCAAAGCCCAGCGCAAGCAGCAGAUGGCUGAGGAAAUGGUGGAGGCAGCGGGAGAGGAUGAAAGGGAGCUGGCUGCAGAAAUGGCAGCAGCUUUCUUGAACGAGAACCUGCCAGAAGCGAUCUUUGGGGCACCUAAAGCAGGCUCUGGGCAGUGGGCCUCACUAGUGCGCAUGAUCAACCCCAUCCAAGGAAACACACUGGACCUGGUGCAGCUGGAGCAGAACGAGGCUGCUUUCAGUGUGGCUGUAUGUCGAUUUUCCAAUGGAGGGGAUGAUUGGUAUGUGUUGGUGGGUGUUGCCAGAGAUAUGAUACUAAAUCCUCGCUCCGUUGGUGGGGGUUAUAUUUAUACCUAUCGGCUAGUUGGAGGUGGGGACAAGCUGGAGUUUUUACACAAGCAUGUUCCUAACUUGGUAACGGGCAUCCACACUAUUGGGCAGCGCGUGAUAGUAUCCGAUGUUCAGGAAAGUCUAUUCUGGGUGCGCUACAGACGCAACGAGAACCAGCUCAUCAUCUUUGCCGACGAUACAUAUCCUCGCUGGGUCACAACUGCCUGCCUGCUUGAUUAUGACACCAUGGCUGCUGCGGAUAAGUUUGGAAAUAUCUGCAUUGUCCGCCUGCCUCCCAACACCAGCGAUGACGUUGAUGAGGACCCCACAGGGAACAAAGCAUUGUGGGACAGAGGCUUGCUUAACGGAGCAUCACAAAAGGUAGAAGUUUCUUCUACCCUCAUUACUCAACUUUCCCACAGGUCCCGGAAAGACCUUUGGCACCGAGCUGGCCUUACCACUUGUUCCUCAUUGUUUUUGUCUGUCUGGUUGGUUUUGAGGUUGCUGUUCUCAUUGCGCACACUCAGAGACCUGCACCCCAAAACAUUUGGCAGGAGUCCACACUCCAAUCUGUUUCUGAAACCUCAGCAGCAAAUCUUGUCCUCUUGCCAGAGAUCAUUAUGUGCAGAUUAGGAGCAUGGAAAUGUUUAGGUGGACACAAGGGAAAGUCCCUAUUUGCACACCAAUGACUUGCGUCUAGCUUUGACGGACAUGCCUAAAGCAUGUGUAAUCAGGACUGAGCUGGACUGGGUGGUUGGUAUGAACAUUGUUGUAGAACUUGUCUAGGGAUGCACAAUAUAUCAUGACAAUUUAAAUUAUUAGCCAAUAUUAAUGGGGGUUUUUCUGUAAGUUGAUUGUAUCAGUGAUAUUCGAUAUUUAUUUGUCAGUGUUGGAUAUUUAACUCCCAUUUGUCAUUU